AAAAAGUACAGAGUCCAGGGAAAGACUUACUUGUUACUUUCUGAAUUCUUGAUUUUUUUUUUAAGCUUUUACUUACUUUCACUAAGGGUUACUGUAGUCUGAAGGGUCCUCCCAAAGGCCACAACAUUUGACAAGCUGCAUUUUUUCUUAUGCUCAAUGAUUUCUUCUUUAAGCAAAACGACUGCCUUUAAUUUCACACAGAAUGUCUUCUAAUGCAGACACGGGGAAUUUACAAGAAUCUUUAAAGCACGGACUUACACCUAUUGUGUCUCAGUUUAAAAUGGUGAAUUACUCCUAUGAUGAAGACCUUGAAGAGCUCUGUCCCGUGUGCGGAGAUAAAGUGUCUGGGUACCAUUAUGGGCUCCUCACCUGUGAAAGCUGCAAGGGAUUUUUUAAGCGAACAGUCCAAAAUAAUAAAAGGUACACAUGUAUAGAAAACCAGAACUGCCAAAUUGACAAAACACAGAGAAAACGUUGUCCUUACUGUCGAUUUCAAAAAUGUCUAAGUGUUGGAAUGAAGUUAGAAGCGGUAAGGGCUGACCGAAUGCGUGGCGGACGUAAUAAGUUUGGGCCAAUGUACAAGAGAGAUAGGGCCCUGAAGCAGCAGAAAAAGGCCCUCAUCCGAGCCAAUGGACUUAAGCUAGAAGCCAUGUCUCAGGUGAUCCAGGCCAUGCCCUCCGAGCUGACCAUCUCCUCUGCUAUUCAGAACAUCCACUCUGCCUCCAAAGGCCUACCUCUGAACCAUGCUGCCUUGCCCCCCACAGACUAUGACAGAAGCCCUUUUGUCACGUCCCCCAUCAGCAUGACGAUGCCACCUCACGGCAGCCUGCAAGGUUACCAGACAUACAGUCACUUUCCCAGCCGGGCCAUCAAGUCCGAGUAUCCAGACCCCUACACCAGCUCGCCAGAGUCCCUCAUGGGCUACUCCUACGUGGAUAGUUACCAGACAAACUCCCCAGCGAGCAUCCCGCACCUGAUACUGGAACUUUUGAAGUGUGAACCAGAUGAGCCUCAAGUCCAGGGCAAAAUUAUGGCCUAUCUGCAACAAGAACAGGCUAACCGGAGCAAGCACGAAAAGCUGAGCACAUUUGGGCUCAUGUGCAAAAUGGCUGACCAAACCCUGUUCUCCAUCGUUGAGUGGGCCAGGAGUAGUAUCUUCUUCCGGGAACUAAAGGUUGAUGACCAGAUGAAGCUGCUUCAGAACUGCUGGAGUGAGCUCUUAAUUCUCGACCACAUUUACCGACAAGUGGUACAUGGCAAGGAAGGCUCCAUCUUCCUGGUUACUGGGCAACAAGUGGACUAUUCCAUAAUUGUGUCGCAAGCCGGGGCCACCCUCAACAAUCUCAUGAGUCACGCGCAGGAGUUAGUGGCAAAGCUUCGUUCUCUGCAGUUUGAUCAACGAGAGUUUGUGUGUCUGAAAUUCUUGGUGCUCUUUAGUUUAGAUGUCAAAAACCUGGAAAAUUUACAGUUGGUCGAAGGUGUCCAGGAGCAAGUGAACGCUGCCCUGCUGGACUAUACAAUGUGCAACUAUCCACAGCAAACGGAGAAAUUCGGGCAGCUCCUUCUUCGGCUACCAGAAAUCCGGGCCAUCAGCAUGCAGGCUGAAGAAUACCUCUACUACAAGCACCUGAACGGGGAUGUGCCCUAUAAUAACCUCCUCAUUGAGAUGUUGCAUGCAAAAAGAGCUUAAGUCGCAACCCUAGAUCUCUGCUUUCAAAACAAAAAGAGAUUGGCGCGGGAGGACAAGAAGAAAGAGAAAUGGCAACAAAAAUACUCUGAACUGCUCCGAGGGACACUAAUUAAAAACUUGGUUUAAAGAUAUUGAAUUUAAAAAGGCAUAAUAAUCAAGUACUUAAUAGCAAAUAAAUGAUGUAUCAGGGUAUUUGUAUUGCAAACUGUGAAUCAAAGGUUUCACAUCCCCAAAGGAUUCCUUAUAAAAGACAUUGUCAUGGAAUGGACUGAACUCACAGAUAGAUAUGGACACCGUGUCAGAAUGAAAAAUGGACAGAACAAUUUCUGUAUGUGUAAAACUGAUCUCCGCUGUGAAGAAAUUUAGGGACUGAUUUCUGUUGUUAAUUAAGCUUACACAGCAGGAGAAUUGAGCUUAAAGAAUUCCUCCAUGGUAAAACUGAACUGAAACAAUUCUCCAGAUCCAUCAGCUGCACCUCUAAUAGUCUUUCCCUCUUCCUUGCAAGGACCCAGCACCUUCUGCCCGUGAUCAUGGAAUCUGUCCUAAGGACUUGUGCUUAGCCACACCUACUAGUAGCUCCACAAAUCAUGAAAAGUCUAAUUUUGAAUGUCUGUGUCUUAGACCUGCAAACAGCUAAUAAGAACAGUCUACGAAUAUGUUAGCUUGCCAUUUAAAAUUUGUUCUGGUUUGUUUUGUCAUGUGUUCAUAAUGUUUUUUAAAAAGCAGGCAGUAUCCCUCUUCUGAUCUUAUAUAAGCAUCACUUACUAUUAACGGAAAUGACUACAAACUUAAGCAAGUGCUCCAUAGCUAAAGCAAGUUAGACCUUAUUUCUGCUGUUACUGAAAUGUGGCUUUGGCAUUGUCGGAUCUCAUCACCAUUUCUGGCCACGUGGCUUGUUAGGUAGGAUACAUCCGUCUUUUUAACCAUCAAAGUUUGUUGUUCAUUUAAAUAUAAAACAUUAAGCAUAGUUUGCUGGGAUGUCAAAUAGUCACAGUGCUAAGUAGUUUAAAUCAAAACUGAAGCAUGUUAAGCUAUGCAAAAAGAAGGAUGAGCUGAUGGGCUGAUGGGUAAAGUUCGCUCUUGUUGAGACUGAACACCCCCCGAACACAGAAGAGCAAUGAUGGCUUUUAUAUAUGGCCUGGAAAGACUUUCGAGAAAUUCAAAUCUUCUGCAAAAGGGAAAGGAAGAGAGCGAUACUGACCUUUCUAAGCCAUAGACCAAAGUCUGCUGUAGAACAAACAUUGCAGGACAAAUAAUUGCAAAACAAACUCUCCAAAUGACAAUAUCAGUAUUAUUAACACGCAAUGCCACAGGUAUGGAAGUCUUGCCUUAUUUCACAAAUCUAAAAGAUAGCUGUGCAGAUGUAGAACAACAUUUGUUUAAAAUAAAGUAUUAAAACUUUAAAGUCAAA
Messenger RNA from Condylura cristata (star-nosed mole), 3101 nucleotides. RefSeq names its product nuclear receptor subfamily 5, group A, member 2 (gene NR5A2). Lineage: Eukaryota; Metazoa; Chordata; Mammalia; Eulipotyphla; Talpidae. Gene Ontology annotation, biological process: hormone-mediated signaling pathway; regulation of transcription by RNA polymerase II; tissue development. The transcript is spliced from 7 exons. Gene Ontology annotation, molecular function: nuclear receptor activity; zinc ion binding; RNA polymerase II cis-regulatory region sequence-specific DNA binding. The record is from RefSeq and is a predicted model, not a curated record. Gene Ontology annotation, cellular component: RNA polymerase II transcription regulator complex. The coding region runs from base 203 to 1690 and encodes 495 amino acids.